AUGAGCGUGGAGGCGGCCUACCAGAGAGCCAUGGACACAGUGCACGAAUGGGUCCAGAAGGAGGUGGACGGCAGCAAGACCCUGGCCGUGUUCAGAACCUACUCGCCGGCGCACAAUAGGGGCACAAAUGGCGGGAGCUGCGGCAAGGAGACGCUGCCGGAGCUGAACAUGACGCGAAUCUCGCUGGGCCGGUGGCCGGGAAUGCUGCAGCCGGCGUUUGGGGGACCGGAAUCGGCCGUGGUGAGGGACCUGCGUGUGAUGAACGUGACGCUGAUGACGGCGCACAGGAGGGACGGCCACCCGGCGGUGUACAAUGUGGAGCCGUCGGCGAGGAUGCCGGUGGGGCAGAGGGAGGACUGCAGCCACUGGUGCCUGCCCGGUCUGCCCGACGCGUGGAACGAGCUCCUCUACGCCAUGGUUCUCGCCAGGUUUUCUUAGACGUUCUCUUGACAGUGUGUAUGUACAUUUACUUCGCAUUUGGAUUUUUUGUUUCUUUUCGAAAAGGAGUAAUUAUUCACCUAGA
Molecule: messenger RNA, 523 nt
Organism: Triticum urartu
Lineage: Eukaryota; Viridiplantae; Streptophyta; Magnoliopsida; Poales; Poaceae
Product: protein trichome birefringence-like 11
Cellular component (GO): Golgi apparatus
Molecular function (GO): O-acetyltransferase activity
Source: RefSeq, a predicted model, not a curated record